AUGAAGUUCUUCAAAUUCUUCCCGCUCGCCAUCCUGCCCUUCACGGCCCUGGCCAUCCCAGCCCCAGACGCCGUCUCCAAGACCCCAGGCGAGCUGGCCGACUUCCAACUCGCCAACGCGCUCGUCGCACGACAGAACAACGCAAACCUGUCAAACCUCGGAGACCUCCUCGGCGACCUGACCAAGUCUCUCGGAUCGGUGAAGGAACUCCUGUCCUCCGAAAGCCUGAACAACAUCCAGACUAUCGUGACGGACCUUUCGUACCUGCUCAAGCAGCCAACCGCAAAGGAAACCAAGGAAUUGAUUGGCACAGUGAGCUCUUUGCUGAACUCCAAGGGCCUGAAGAAUCUGAUCGACCAGUUGCCGGAUCUUUUGAAUGAUGUCGGCGGGCUGGUGACUCCUCAACUGAUUAACAAUGUGACCGAUCUGCUGGGGAAUGCGCACGAUCUAUUAGAUAAGGAGUUCGUUGGCAAUACGAAGGGGCUGAUCAACGAUGUUGCUCCGUUGGUGUCUGCCAUAUCUCAGGUCAUUACGGCCCUGUUGUCGAGUAUUUUGGGAUAG
This is a messenger RNA of Aspergillus melleus, 561 nucleotides long. RefSeq lists its product as uncharacterized. The transcript is spliced from 2 exons. The record is from RefSeq and is a predicted model, not a curated record. Lineage: Eukaryota; Fungi; Ascomycota; Eurotiomycetes; Eurotiales; Aspergillaceae. The coding region runs from base 1 to 561 and encodes 186 amino acids.